This is a messenger RNA of Drosophila kikkawai, 1008 nucleotides long. It is a transcript of the gene Gr93d, whose product is annotated as Gustatory receptor 93d. Gene Ontology annotation, biological process: sensory perception of taste. Gene Ontology annotation, cellular component: membrane. The record is from RefSeq and is a predicted model, not a curated record. NCBI's taxonomy places the organism in Eukaryota, Metazoa, Arthropoda, Insecta, Diptera, Drosophilidae.
AUGUUUGAUUUUCGGAAAAUAGGUGUAUCCAAAAUAUGCGCCGGAAUUCUGCAUGGAUUUUUUAUAUUCGCCGGAUACACGGGCAUGGUGUUCUUUCGUUUUAAAAAGGAUCAAGUUGUGGCCAUUAAUCGUUCGUGGUGGAUGGAGGGGAUAUCGCUUAUCCUGCGAUUUAUCCCACUCGGUGUCCAUAUCUAUACCUACUUCAUGUAUAUUAGAAGGAUCGAAAAGUUUAUCGAGCAAAUGCUGCACUCUUUGAGACUUGUACUAUCGAUUCCCUGCUAUCUGGCGAUGAUCUACAUACAGCUUUUCCAUGGUCCAAAGGUGGUUAAGUUAAUAAAUCAGUAUCUGCGAAUCGUACGUGAAGUUAGAACGUUGGCCGUUAGAAAAAGAAUUGGAUUUGGAGGCGGACGAGAGUUUUUCCUGAUCUUCCUUUCGUUGGCCUGUCAGCUCCAGGAAAUUGCCUUUCUUUUGCGACUUUUGCGCUGGGUGGUCAAUCUGAAUAAUAUGAUCAAAUGGACCGCCUACUGUGUCCUCGUCACAUCGAGUAAUAUGAUUCUUAACAUCAGCAUCAUAUGGUACCUUAGCUUGGGCAUUAUAUACAAGGAGUUGAAUGAAUACCUGCAUUCCGAGAUGGGAAACCAAUUCGAGGUCUUGAAGGAUCCUCGUCAAAGAUAUCAGCCCUUAUACAAGCAGUUGUGGCUUAUUGUGGGCAAGCACAUUUUGGAUCUGCUUCUGCUGACCCUGUCCGUCCAAGGAGCAGUGGAUCAGUUUAAGGCCAUCCGUCGGCUUAAUUUAGAGGUCUAUCCUGUCAGUGACUUGCCCGAAUUUCAUACUAUGCUAGAGAUAUUCUUCACAUACUUGAAUUUGUACAAGUUUCGAGUUCGUAUUUGGGGCCUUUGUGAUAUCUCUAAUGAAUUGUUCAUCAUAUAUAUAUCGGCAUUAAUUACCUGGAUGGUUUUUAUAGCGCAAUAUUCAAUGCAAAUGAAAAAUAUUGAAAAAGAAACUUGA